AUGGACCCAGACAUACCACACACCUCGAUUGAACAGGAUGCCCUCCCCAACAUCAACACCAGUUCACACUCUCCCGCGUCGCCCUCCAUCCACAUCAAUCCCUUCCCUCGCUCGCACUUGAAUUCUGCCGCCUCAGUCCCGCUGCCUCCCUCCUCGCCCAUGCGCACACCCCACCACACCCCAAUCGCGAGCAAACAGAAGAGUCUCUCUCCCAAGCCACCCUCUCGUCCACCCUCACGAUCCCCGUCUGUGGCCAGUUCAUAUCGUGGAGAAAAACAAUCCACUCCUACGCUGGCCACCCGGAGGUCGACUUCUAGUCUUAGCACCACAAGAGGAGGGACACCACAAUAUCAGCAGUACCGACGGACUUCCUCCAACCUCAACCCCUCGUCUCCCGCGACAAAUGGCAGAGUGCACUCGGGCAAUCUCUCAGAACGUUCCCCCGUGACGGCCAGCUCAGUCGCCAAGGACUACUUUGGAAGGGAGAUGGAGGCUCAUGCUUUCUUGCAAUCUCCAGUCGUUGUCAUGGUUCACGAUUCAUGCUACGGCCAUCGCUUCUCCCGCCCUCGAUCCACCAAGAACGCCUUGGCCACAAUAGUUGAACGACCAGAGAGAAUCCAUGCCGCACUCUUGGGAGCCUCCGCUGCAUAUGUGCGCUUGGGAGGACGACAUGCCGAAGGCGAAUAUGCUCCCCGACCCAUGCACCAUUCCUCCCACGUGCGCAAUAUCCCCUUUCAGAUCCGCAAGACUUCUCGAAAUAUCCCGCUCACGCACCCAUCUGUGGCUUUCGUGCACGGGUCGAAAUGGAUGGAAGAAUUGCAGAUCAUGUGCGAUACGGCCGAGGGGAAACUAGCCCUCAACGGCAAGGAGUUGGUGAGACCGGUCGGAUACGGCAAGGAUGAGAACGGCGAUCCUCUCCCGAAACUACAUGAAGGCGAUCUCUACCUGUGCGCUGAAUCAUUGGCCGCCUUCCAAGGCUGUCUCGGUGGUGUCUGCGACGCAAUUGAUACGGUCUUUUCGUCGGGCGUGACGAACCGCGCCUUCGUCUGCAUACGUCCUCCGGGACAUCACUGUUCUUCCAAUUUCCCUUCUGGCUUCUGCUGGCUGAACAAUGUCCACGUGGGAAUUGCCUACGGGGCCAUGAAUCAUGGUUUGACGCAUGCCGCCAUCAUCGACUUUGAUUUGCAUCACGGAGACGGUUCUCAGAAUAUCGCCUGGGAUCACAACUGCAAAGCUCAAGGGGCAGCAAAGAAUGCCGCCGCGCACAAGAAGACUCCUAUCGGUUACUACAGUCUCCACGACAUCAACUCAUAUCCUUGCGAAUGGGGUGACGAAGAAAAGGUCCGCAAUGCCAGUGUGUGUAUUGAGAAUGCCCAUGGCCAGUCCAUCUGGAACGUCCACCUAGAGCCCUGGAAAUCACACGAGGAGUUUUGGAAACUGUACGAGGCCAAGUACACAAUCCUGCUGGAGAAGGCGAGAAUAUUCCUCCGCAGUCAUACUGCAAGGCUACUACGUGCUUCCGGAAAUCAGCAACCCAAAGCCGCCAUUUUCAUCUCGGCUGGUUUUGACGCCAGUGAGUGGGAAGGUGCAGGCAUGCAGAGACACAGCGUCAAUGUUCCCACUGAAUUCUACGCGCGUUUCACUGCCAACAUCGUCCGACUCGCCCACGAAGAUGAUCUCGGCGUUGACGGUCGAAUCGUCAGCGUGCUCGAAGGGGGAUACAGUGAUCGAGCCCUUACCUCGGGAGCAUUGAGCCAUAUCUGUGGUUUGGCUGGAGACGCCAAUGCCGCAAACACGGGGAGCUUAUCAACGCCUGAAGCAACCAAAUUCCCGACGAUCAACAACUGGGUCCCGCCGGACAUGGAGACAUCGGCCAAAGGCCCGAAUAUUUCUUACUCGGCCGACUGGUGGACGUCGCAGAAUUUGGAAGAACUGGAAGCGGUAGUUGCAGGUCGACAGCCGCCACCCCCCAAGUCGUUGAAAGACAAAACGGGCAACUAUUCUUCACCUACACACGCUUCUACCCUCAAAAUGACUGAUCAUGCUCGGGAGAGGCAGUCACUUUCUGCCCUACAAGCUAGACUCUCCUUGGAAUCCGAAUAUGUGCCGCCGCCACCUGAAGUUGAUUGGGCGAUAGCUUCCUAUGAGUUGUCUCGUGUUAUCAUUCCAGGCGAUCGCCAGACCUUGAGUUGCACACAUGAAGAACUGAACGUAGACGCCACAAAAGCUCGACGCGAACGGCCGUCAACCGCCAGCGUCGCCGCGGCUCCAGAUGAGCGAAUGCAGCUUCGUGGUCGACGAGCUAAAGCACAGCCUACUGGUCUUGUGGGUGUGAGAGCGUCCUCACGCAAUGAGAAUCGGCGGACCACCAUUGCAGCCAUCAGUGAUUUGCCUGACCCCACCAUGCAACACCAUGAGAAUGUCAAUGGUAGAGCCCGACGGAGAUCUAGCGAUGCCUCAAGCAUCCUGUCAGGUUUUCAAGCCAUGAAGCUGUCCGACGAGACUGACGGCGCAAACAAGACUGGCAAUAUACCCUCAAGGACGCCCUCAACUGUUCCGGAGAAACCGCCAAAGGCUGUUGCCGUCAAAAAAACCAGAGCUCCCACUACAAAGGCUCCGGUCAAACCAAAAACUAGUCCACGAAAGCCGAAGUCCACUUCACCCGUAGCUAUCGAUGCUCCAAAGCCUGGAUUAUCCACCCAUGUUGGCGAUGAACAGUCGGAAAGCGAUAAGUUCAAGAGAGAACCGACAACCACUUCGCAGGAAGGAAGCAAUGUAGCGUCGAAAGCGGAUGACAUGGAAAAUCUGACGAACGGAAUGAAGAAGAUCAGUAUCAAGUUGAAGAUGCCGUCAGCAGAAGAGCAUGCGGCAAGACAGCAACAAAAGGCGAUCGAGGACAAGCAGAAGAAAGGCCGCGUGUCACGAAAGCCGCUGCUGGCAAAGAACACCAAGGUCGUCAAGGCAGCCGGCCCUGCAGAUCAGGAUCGCUCUGUUCACAUCCAGCCGAAACCCAUGCCGAGUGAGGGACAGGAGGGGCCUGAAUCAACGACCGACUCAAGAACCACCGUGUUGGAAGCGGAAAACACUUUUGGCCGACAAGGGCAAGCUGGCAGUGCGAUCUUGAAUAAUUCACCCGAACAUCAAGCCUCAAGCCACAGCGGGCCGGACGUCAGACCACCUGAAGUUUCGCAGACGGCGUUCGGUGACGUGCAGAUCACUACCCCCAAUAUGUCUGAUCCAGUCAUCACUGAUCCCGCGCCUUCGACACAAGGGGAUGUCGUUGACCCUCUUCCCCCAGCAUCCAUGAUUCCUUCAACUGAUCAACAAACACUCUCCCAGCCCUUAAACGACCAAAUGCCCCAAAUGAGUGCCGAGUCCACGCAAGUCAGACCGACUUCGGCGAGAAACGUCACGCCGAAGAGAACAAAGCAAGACCUUCCGGUCUUCGACUCGAAUUCGCCGAUUCCAUUUGCGGCCCCGGUGAGUGCCUACAUCAACAACCCGAAUCAAGACCAAGAUGUCAACCAUCAACACUCAAUCCGGGAUAUUCUGGAGACAGCACAGCAGAAUUGA
This is a messenger RNA of Rhinocladiella mackenziei CBS 650.93, 3573 nucleotides long. RefSeq lists its product as uncharacterized. Gene Ontology annotation, molecular function: histone deacetylase activity. Gene Ontology annotation, cellular component: nucleus. The transcript has a single exon. The coding region runs from base 1 to 3573 and encodes 1190 amino acids. NCBI's taxonomy places the organism in Eukaryota, Fungi, Ascomycota, Eurotiomycetes, Chaetothyriales, Herpotrichiellaceae. The record is from RefSeq and is a predicted model, not a curated record.